AUGAGUUUCGGAGCUCCUGGAGGUGGUUCAGUGAACUACAAGCCCACACCUUCCAUGACACGAGGGCUUACGUUCUCAACUUUAGACCAGAGCGCGGAAGCUUUCCUCUCGACCACGAAGGUAUGGCAGUCUGAUGUCCUCGAGUCGAGCGGCGAUGCCGACGAAUACCUCCACUGGCAGGAGCGAAAAUGGCUGAUGGACCUUUGGAAUCUAGGAGAAUGCAAGCACAUUAUCUCGGGUUACUUGAAAUGUAUCAAGCUUAACCGCGGUACCAACGAUGAGGCCUGUCGGAAAUUGGCCAAGGAUUAUCUGGCCUGUCGAAUGGACAAGAACCUCAUGGCGCCAGACAACUUCCAGAACCUCGGUCUUGUAUUCAAAGAGGACCAACCGAACGACACAUCCACCUCGGCUGCAUCAGAAAAAUCGGACCAGGACAGAAAAACAUAG
Penicillium chermesinum is the source of this 447-nucleotide messenger RNA. Its product is annotated as coiled-coil-helix-coiled-coil-helix domain-containing protein. Gene Ontology annotation, biological process: mitochondrial respiratory chain complex IV assembly. The record is from RefSeq and is a predicted model, not a curated record. NCBI's taxonomy places the organism in Eukaryota, Fungi, Ascomycota, Eurotiomycetes, Eurotiales, Aspergillaceae. Gene Ontology annotation, cellular component: mitochondrial intermembrane space. Bases 1 to 447 code for a protein of 148 amino acids. The transcript has 3 exons.